Molecule: messenger RNA, 1043 nt
Organism: Cercospora beticola
Lineage: Eukaryota; Fungi; Ascomycota; Dothideomycetes; Mycosphaerellales; Mycosphaerellaceae
Gene: RSM24
Product: mitochondrial 37S ribosomal protein mS35
Biological process (GO): mitochondrial translation
Cellular component (GO): mitochondrial small ribosomal subunit
Molecular function (GO): structural constituent of ribosome
Source: RefSeq, a predicted model, not a curated record
UCUACUCUCCAUUCUCAUAUCAUGGCGGCACCAUUGAAACGAGUCUGCCGACAGGCGACUCAAACUACCUCGAGAUGGACGGGCCCAUCAGCAUCGCGUGCGAGCCUCCCUCGAAAUGCACAAUGGCACCAAUGCCGCCCUCUUUCCCAGACCUCCCGCGCCAUGGCCCAGCAGGAGCUAGUCGAGAACGACCUGGACACCUACCUCGAAGCGCUCGACGAGAAUCUGCCUGUAGAAUCUGAGUUAUCCUCCGCAGCCCACGCCGAACUCGACCAACAUCGCGAACUCCGAGAAAUGAUGCGCCUCGCAGCAUGGGAAAUGCCAUUCCUUGCCCAACACGCCAAACCCUUCGUCCGAGCCGAGCGAACCGCAGAUAAGACACCCCUGCGUUGGCGCUACACCACUUAUUUCUCAGAAUCGCAUCCGGCGUCGCGAAAAGUGGUUGUAGAAUUCAAAGUGAAGCAUCUCGGGCUUGGACCAAAAGAGACAGAGAAACUCAAGAAAUUGGCUGGAAGCCGAUACAACCCGGAGACGAAGCAGUUCAAGAUGAGCUGCGAGAGCUUCGAGACGAUUGCGCAGAAUAAGCGAUAUCUUGCGGAUACGGUGGACAAAUUGAUUGCGGAAGCGAAAGAUUUGGAGACGGAUUCGUUUGAGGAUGUACCAUUGGACACGAGACAUCACAAAUUCAAGAAGAGGAUGCAGUUUCCGGAGGAAUGGAGGAUGACGGAAAGGAGGAGGCAUCAACUGGAUAAGGAGCGGAGGAAAGCAUUGCUGGCAGAGGGCAGGAAGGUGGAAGAAGGGCAAAUCGUGUCUGGUGCGGCUGCCAUUGAGGCUGACAGGCAAAUCAAGUUAAAACAGGCGGAGGAGGCCGUGAUGGCCGAGGCGAAGAAGCCAUUACCUGCAGGCAAAAUGGGAAAGAAGCAAAUGGGUCAGAGGGGCCGAUAGUGAGCAGAUGCAUGUCAACGGUACGGUGUAAGAAUGUGUACAGCUACUACAGAGGCUCUGAACUAUGUUUCGCGCUCACACCAUUUCAAUCCUGGACA